AGCCUCCCUUGGCCUCCGCCCCCGGGGAGCGGCCGGGCCCGGUGCGGGGCUGCGGGGGCCGCUAGGCCCCGAGGUCAUCCUGCCUGGGUUUUGCCGUCUGUCCAGAUCCUUCCCGGGCCUACGGGGGCGUCGCCUCGCACUCAGACCAUGGGAUGCGGCAGGUCAACCCCGCACCCCCGGGCCUUCCCCAAAAUUGAAACAACCUUCAAGGCCGCCAUCUUGAUCCAGAAGUGGUACCGCCGCUCCCUGGCCCGCUUGGAAAUGAGACGCCGCUGCACGUGGAGCAUCUUCCAGUCCAUCGAGUAUUCCGGAGAGCAGGAUCAGGCCAAGCUCCGGGACUUCUUCAGCUACCUCAGGGACCACUUCAACCCAAGCAGCCGUGAGGACAGGGACUUCAUUAACUGCAUAAUCUCAGAGGAGAAACCCACCCGGACCUUCAAGAUAAAGGAAUGUUGCCUGUACGAAUCCAUCGAGGUGCCCGACUCGUACACGGGGCCUCGCCUUUCCUUCCCUCUCCUUCCUAGCCAGGCAGCUGCCUUGGUGGAAGCUUUCAAAAGCAAACAACAGCUCCACGCUCGCUACCUCUUAAAUCUCCUGCACGAGACCCAGAAGCAGCUCUCCAGGAUGCCGAACAUCAACCACGUCCUGACCUGCUACAGCGGGGAGGUCACGGUGUGCGGAGACCUGCAUGGCCACCUGGAUGACUUAUUUCUCAUAUUUUACAAGAACGGCCUCCCGUCCCCCGAGAGAACGUACGUGUUCAACGGCGACUUCGUGGACAGGGGCAAGGAUUCCGUGGAGGUUUUAAUCCUUCUCUUCGCCUUCAUGUUGGCCUACCCAAACGUGAUCUACCUGAACCGAGGCAACCACGAGGACUACGUGGUCAACCUCCGGUACGGUUUCACCCGCGAGGUGAUGGGGAAGUACAAGAAACACGGCAAGGGGAUCCUCACCAUGGUGCAGAACGUGUUCUGCUGGCUGCCCCUGGCCACGCUGAUCGACGAGAAAGUCCUGGUCAUCCACGGCGGGGUGUCGGACCAGACCGAUCUGGAGCUGCUGGACCGUCUCAACCGGCACGAGUUUGUUUCCGUCAUGCUGUCCAAGAGGAAGAGGAACGUGAAGCGGGUGAAGAAGAGAAAAACCAAGCGGGAAAGCGCUUUGGUCAGAGGGCCUUUUCCUCUUCCUCCCCAGAGGUUCUCCAUCCCCGCCUCCCCCGUCCACCCCGGCUCUCCCGAGGUAGGACAGCCGGCCCGGGGCCCCGGCGGCUUCCUGCCCCACGUCCACCCCGGCUCUCCCGAGGCGGAGCGGUCCGCCGGUGCCCCUAGCAGCUUCCUGCUCUCCUUCCACCCUGGCUGUCCAGAGGCAGGCCAGCCUGCCGGUGUCCCCGGCGGCUUCCUGCCCCCCCUCCACCCCGUCUCUCCCGAGGCGGAACAGUCCGCCAGCGACCCUAGCAGCUUCCUGUCCCUCAUCCCCUCCAACUCCGCCGCGGAGCAGCCGUCCACCAGCGACCCCGGCAGCUUCCUGUCCCUCGUCCCCUCCGUCGCUCCCGAGGCGGAACGGACCGCCACUGACCCCGGGAGCCUCUGGGCCCCCCGCCACCCCACCUCUCCCACGGAGGGCCGGCCAGCCAGCGUCCCCGGCAGCCUCCCGGGCGACCGGAAGGUCGUCCCCUUGGACGUCCCGAAGUCGAUCGAGGAAGCGCUGGAGAGAUGUCGCCAGAAGGCGGGCUUCCCGGAGGGCAGAGAGGAGGAAGAGCAGGAGGAGGAGGAGGAGGAGGAGGCCGAGGAGGAGGCGAAAUCCACCGUCUCCCAGUCGGAAUCAGAACAGGAGACCAGAGAGCAGCUAGAGACCAGCCAGAGGGAGUGGAAGCAGGUUAUAGAUAUCCUUUGGAGCGACCCCAUGGUCCAGGGCGGUUGCAAAGCCAACGUGGUGCGAGGCGGAGGCUGCUACUUCGGCCCGGACGUGACCGAGCGGCUGUUCCGGAAGUACGGCCUGCAGUUACUGAUCCGCUCCCACGAGUGCAAGGACGAAGGCUACGAAUUCUGCCACGGCCGCAAGGUGCUGACGGUUUUUUCUGCCUCCAACUACUACGAGGAUGGCAGCAACUGGGGGGCCUACGUCAAACUGGGGCCGGACCUGGUCCCCCACAUCGUGCAGUACCGAGCCCACAAAGACACCCACUUGCUAACUAUGCGACAGAGGGUGAACUACGUGGAGGAGUCCGCUCUGGGGGCUCUGAGGGUGAAGCUGUUUGCUCACUCCACCGAGCUCCUCAGGGUGUUCCAGACCUACGACCCGAAGACAACCGGUCUCGUCAGUCUCCAGGACUGGGCGGCAGCUGUGGAGACGGUGCUGCAUUUAGGGUUACCCUGGCGCAUGCUCAGGGACCGGCUGGUGCACGGCAGCCCGGCCAGCCACCUGGAGUACAAGCCCUGGCUGGACGGUUUGGUCAAGGAGCAGCCCGGCCACGAGCACGUACAGCACAGCCUCUUGGAAAUACUUUAUAGAAACCGGUCGAACCUGGAGACCAUAUUCAGGAUCAUAGACAAGGACCGUUCAGGGGUCAUCUCGUUCGAUGAAUUCGAGCACGCCUGGAAGCUGUUCGGCUCGCACAUGAACCUGGAGAUCACGGACGACACCAUCUCCUCCCUGGCCCGGAGCAUCGACUUCAACCGGGACGGAAACAUCGACAUCAAUGAGUUCCUGGAGGCCUUCCGCCUGGUGGAACAGUCUUGCCCGGGAGAUCGAUGCCCCGGGAGCCAGCAGGCGGUAGAGCAGGGGCAGCAGUGACGACCGGUCCCGGCCUCCGCCGACCGACCGAAAGGGACCCGUCCCCCCCACGGUGUCUUGGGACGGCGUCCCUUCCCGGCCGCUCCGUACCGAUCGCCCGAGAGUUCGGAUUUGAGGGGGACCGGAUUCCGGGGAACCCGGCGGAUCCCGACGGCUCCCGGUCGGCCCCGAGGGGGGAGGGGCCCCGGGCGGCGAGCUGCCGGACGCUGGAGCCGAAGCCUGGAGCGGAAAGCGGGGCCCCGUCCGAAAGAGCCACCUUCUUCCCGCAGGGUUUUCCACGGGGGAGGAGGCGGCCCGCUACCUAGGCAGACGGAGGAGGGCUGAACUCCGGCCGUGGCUUUGAAGGGAGGCGCAAUAAAACCCGUUCAUGGAAA
This is a messenger RNA of Ornithorhynchus anatinus (platypus), 3164 nucleotides long. RefSeq names its product protein phosphatase with EF-hand domain 2 (gene PPEF2). The coding region runs from base 148 to 2790 and encodes 880 amino acids. Gene Ontology annotation, cellular component: nucleus; cytosol. Gene Ontology annotation, molecular function: protein serine/threonine phosphatase activity; manganese ion binding; Hsp90 protein binding. Gene Ontology annotation, biological process: detection of stimulus involved in sensory perception; negative regulation of MAPK cascade. NCBI's taxonomy places the organism in Eukaryota, Metazoa, Chordata, Mammalia, Monotremata, Ornithorhynchidae. The record is from RefSeq and is a predicted model, not a curated record. The transcript has 17 exons.